AGAGCGAUUGGCGCGUCUCGCUUUGCGUCGGGGUUUAGCGAAAUGUAGGCCUGGUGGGCAGCCGAACACACGGACUUGCCCCGCGAAUCAGUUCGCCACCAGAAACUCUGGUUAUUUAGCAGGAACGUCGGCAAGAUUUCUCCUGACUGGGGAGUGAAACUGCGCGCUGAGGUUUGGUAGUUCGCUGCAGGCGCUUCGGCGAGCCACGUUUAAUGAGUUCAACUGUUUCCAUGGAGCACGGGGUGCCUGCCAUUUAAAUCUGAUAGCUCACGAACAUGGCGCAAAAGAGUCACGGCUAGAAAUGAUUUAUAUCUGCCAUUUAUACUCCUAAAAAAUGUCUACAACCAGGUCAGUCUCCUAGGUGUUCAAGUUCCCUGACAUGUGAUAUUUUCAGCGCUGCUGACUGGAGCCCUCCAAGUUAAAGAGUCAACUCUGACAUUUAUAUGACAGCCUGCAAGACAUGAGACACAGACCAGGCUGAGCUGCUGGUCCAGCCUGUCACUUUAUCCUCAACCUGCAGCUGCUAGUGUAUGAAGGUCUGUGAAUAACAAGGCAGCUGGCCUGACGGACUGUCAAUGCUUCACUACACCACGUCAGGAAAAAACUACUCCAAAUCUCCACCGAUUCCAGCGCCGGUGUGACGACUCCUUCCCCUCAACUCGCUCCUACAAGCAGCAGCCUCACAGAUAGACAAAGCUACCAGCCCGCAAGAAGUUUUGCCGCAAAGAGUCCUUCUCCUCAUGGAAAAUACCUCCUCCGUGCAGCCCGGCCCAUGCUACACCUUGUUUCAUAUCACCCACAGCAAACAACCUCUCGAUAGUGUCCGCUUUGCACUGGCUGUAAUCUAGAUGUCAGAGGACCAAAAUACAGGAACCCGCUGAAGAAAAGACUUUGGAGGAACUUUUCUUAAUUUUUUUCGUUCUGAGAAGUGUUUGUUAAAUCGACCGCAACAAUGGGGGCCACAGGCUAUGCCUACUACCGCGUCGCCAUCUUCGUCUGCAUGUUCAUCGGCUACUCGCUGUAUUUCUUUAACAGGAAGACCUUCUCCUUUGUCAUGCCCUCCGUGAUGGAGGAGAUAGAGCUGGACAAAGAUGACUUAGGUCUGAUCACCAGCAGCCAGACCAUGGCGUACGCAAUCAGCAAGUUCAUCAGUGGCGUGCUGUCCGAUCAGAUCAGCGCCCGCUGGCUUUUUUCCAUCGGCCUCUUCUUGGUAGGGGGCAUCAAUGUCGUCUUCUCCUGGUCCUCGUCGGUCUCCAUGUUCUCCCUGCUCUGGUUCAUCAACGGCCUGGGACAAGGCUGUGGCUGGCCCCCAUGUGGGAAGGUGCUGCGCAAGUGGUAUGAGCCCUCACAGUUUGGAACGUGGUGGUCUGUGCUGUCCUGCAGCAUGAACCUGGCUGGGAGUCUGGGUCCGCUCUUGGUCACUGUGCUGCUGCAGUACUACGACUGGAGGACCAUCCUGACCAUGUCAGGCAUCUUCUGUGCUUCCUUCUCUUUGGUUUGUCUGGUGUUCGUGAAAAAUGAGCCGAAGGACGUGGGCCUGCCCAGUAUCGAGGCUGCAGCCAAGAAGGGGGUGAAGGGAGGGAACAGUGAGAGCACCCUGAGCGAGUUCCUGCUCUCUCCUUUCUUGUGGGUGCUCUCUCUGGGUUACUUGGUGGUGUUUGGGGUGAAGACGGCAGCCACCGACUGGGGACAGCUGUUCCUCAUGCAGGAGAAAGGACAGACCGCUCUCAUGGGCAGCACCUACAUGAGUGCCUUGGAGGUGGGAGGUUUUGUGGGCAGCCUUGCGUCAGGCUUAAUCUCAGACAGAUCUGUAGCCCGGCAAGGUUUGGGCACGCAUGGCAACCCUCGCCAUGGCCUGCUCAUUGUCAUGAUGGCGGGCAUGUACGUGUCCAUGUACCUCUUCAGAGUGACCAUCACACCUGAAAUCCCACAGGAGGCUCCUCUUUGGGUCCAAGUCAUUCAUCCUGUGUCUGUCCUCAUUGGCGUGUCAGAAAAAGAGAUUUGGAUCCUCUUCCUCGGUGCUAUGUUUGGAUUUUCUUCUUACGGACCAAUUGCCUUGUUUGGAGUGAUAGCCAGUGAAAGUGCCCCUUCAAACUUCUGUGGAACCUCUCAUGCUGUUGUGGCUCUGAUGGCUAAUGUGGGGGCUUUUAUGGCAGGGCUUCCCUUCAGUACUAUUGCCAAACAGCACAGCUGGGACAUGGCAUUCUGGGUAGCUGAGGUGUUAAUGGCGGUCGCCACCGUUGGGUUCUUCCUUGUGCGCAACAUGCGCACCAAAAUGGGACGGAUCGCAGAGAAACUGGACUAAUGUCUCGUCUUGGAAUGAACCAAGGUUCAGUGCCCUGUUAUGUGACUGGUAUUCUUCCUAAUGCAGGAUACUGUACAUAAAUACAUCUCCAGUUUGACCAAACAAGACCACUGUCAAACACAGACUAAUAUGAAAAAAUUAAUUGAGUUCAUUUAGUUACUCAGGGUGAGUGUAGAUAAUUACACAAUUAUACAAUGAAAUAGUCACAUGUAGAUUCUGUUUAGUUUAUUCGGAUUCCCAUUAGCUGUUACCUUAGCCAACAGCUAUUCCUCCUGGGUUCCACACACAAUAAAAAUACAUGCACAAACAUGCAGUAGAUCAUAACCACAGCCUCAUAUUUUCAUGCUUCCACUGAAUGAAACCGUGUUGUCCCUGUAAACACUUUCUAUUAAUGAAAACACACAAACCAGAAUGUGGGUGGAUUUUCUUGAGAUAAAUUGUACGUGCUGAUUACAGCACACCCUGCCUUCAGUGGAGGUGAGUUACAGUAUAUUUAACUUAAUGAAUGUCGACCGAGGGCUCUGUACGUUCUGCACUACUUGUCCGGGUAUUUGCACAAACUUGUAACCCUAUUACCAUGAGUAUUUGUAAAAAUGUAACAGGUUCAUCGUUUCACUGACAUGAGGUCAUUAGAGAACAUGUUAUUUUUAUACACCGUUGUAGACUAAAUAACACAGAAUAGCAGUUUGAUGCAGUCUUUGCAUUGUCAACUUUUCUGAUCAGAUGUUUUUAAGGAUUAAUGAAUCUCAAACAGUUGCUGCAUGACAGCUGAUAAUGUCACUGCCAUUGUAGUUGUGUACAGCCGUUAAAGUGCUGGAUUAUACACUGUUAAAUAACUCAUCUCAAAAAUCCGAUAUCUGUGUUCUACUAGAUUUGUACAUUGGACUUGAAAGCGUUCUAAUAAAUGAGAAAUUCACUUAGUGUCUUUUA
Messenger RNA from Mugil cephalus (flathead mullet), 3235 nucleotides. It is a transcript of the gene slc37a4b, whose product is annotated as solute carrier family 37 member 4b. Gene Ontology annotation, biological process: phosphate ion transmembrane transport; glucose-6-phosphate transport. The record is from RefSeq and is a predicted model, not a curated record. The transcript has 10 exons. Gene Ontology annotation, cellular component: endoplasmic reticulum membrane. Lineage: Eukaryota; Metazoa; Chordata; Actinopteri; Mugiliformes; Mugilidae. Gene Ontology annotation, molecular function: glucose 6-phosphate:phosphate antiporter activity. Bases 953 to 2305 code for a protein of 450 amino acids.